AUGGGAGCACCUAAACAGAAGUGGACUCCAGAAGAGGAAGCAGCUCUGAGACCCAUGGAUUUUUAUAUCUACGAUAACGUCGAUCUGAAGGACAAGUGGAGGAAUAUGGGUGUGAUGUCAAACGGGUGUGGCUCACGGGAUAAGGCCAGGCUGGCACUGAAAAGGAUCCACCCGGCAUCCAAACAUAGAGCGAGCUCUAUGCCUCGGUCAUCUAGUGGUGAUGAUGUAGUUGAUGCCAGAGCUAAUGAUACCUCGGGAGGUUCUUCACCAAAUGAUGCCCCUGAGAGAUCUGUCAGGAGGCUGGAUAAUCUCAUAAUGGAGGCUAUUAGAAAUUUGAGGGAGCCCGGAGCCAUUCUACAUGUUCAUCGACAAGGAACAGCGGGGCCCAUUUUCCUUCUCGGGAUGCCCAUAAUGAACUCGACAGACUUCCCUACACGUGGCUGGCCACAAAGGCCACUUACUCGUCGUUAA
Messenger RNA from Striga hermonthica, 471 nucleotides. The record is from the annotation of a GenBank genome assembly. Lineage: Eukaryota; Viridiplantae; Streptophyta; Magnoliopsida; Lamiales; Orobanchaceae.